This is a messenger RNA of Psammomys obesus (fat sand rat), 1379 nucleotides long. RefSeq names its product cell growth regulator with EF-hand domain 1 (gene Cgref1). Gene Ontology annotation, molecular function: calcium ion binding. The transcript is spliced from 6 exons. Bases 150 to 992 code for a protein of 280 amino acids. The record is from RefSeq and is a predicted model, not a curated record. Lineage: Eukaryota; Metazoa; Chordata; Mammalia; Rodentia; Muridae.
GAGGGCGACGUGGACCGGCCACGUGGAGCAGCCCGGGGGAGGGCCGGCUGCGGGCAGCCGGGCGAGGGCGGCGCGGUGCCUAUAGCGCGCACGAAGCGGGAGCCCCAGUCGCGCCCAGCGCAGCCGCAGCAGCUCCAGUCUCCAGAAGGAUGUUGCAGUGGCCGAUGCAAGUGUUGAUGCUCCCGCUUUUGCUGCUCCCCUUGGGUCAAGCUGCUCCCAAGGAUGGAGCUGCAAGGCCUGACCCCGAUGCACCACAGCAGCUCAUGGCCAAUCCCUUCCAGCCAGGCCCCGAGCAGCUCCGACAUCUGCAGAAUUACCUCAAGGGACUAGAAAAGAUGGAAGAGGAUCCAGAGCGCAUGAACCGGGAGGAAGUCCUGCUCUACCUCUUUGCUCUUCAUGACUAUGACCAGAAUGGACAGCUGGAUGGCCUGGAGCUGUUGUCCAUGCUGACAGCAGCUCUGGCCCCUGGAGCGGAACACUUUCCCGUCAACCCGGUGAUCCUUGUAGUGGACACGGUGCUUGAGACUCAGGACCUGGAUGGAGAUGGGCUCAUGACUCCUGCAGAGCUCAUCAACUUCCCAGGAGAGGCCCCCAAGCAUGCAGGCUCCCUUCCCCCAGCUCUCCAGGAGCCACAGUCUGCUGGAGGGCUUUUAGCCAACAGUCCAUUGCAACCAGAAACCCAGCAAUCCCUGGGGGCUAGAGAAGAAAUGAGGGGCCAGGCAGAGGGUGAAAGAGACUCCUUGGAGCCUGUACAGCAGGCUGGACAUCAGACGGAGGCUAAAGUAGGUACUCUAGGCCCUGAAGGGGAGGCUGGGGGACAGGCAGAGGCUGAAGGAGCUGUCCUGGCUCCCCGAGAGGAUGCUGAGGGACAGGUAGAGAGCAAGGACAGUGAAGGGGCAGCCAAAGAACUGCCAGCGGAAACAGUGGAGACCAUGCACACUCGAAAUGAGGUUGAGGCUCACAGUAUUCAGCUGGAGAAUGAUGAGAUAUGAACUAGACAACACAGGUUCAUCUCCCUCAGAAUCUCAGUGCAGAGCGGAUGCAUGAAGAGUGGGGUGAAUAUGUUGGGAUAAGAGCCACCUCUGACAUGGGUAUGGUGGUGGAAGUAAUCGCAGAACUUGGAAGUCUACAGCAGAAGAAUUGAGAGCUCCAGGCUAGUCUAGGUUAUAUAGCGAGUUGAGGGCUGGCUGGGCUACUCUGUAAGACCCUGUCUUGAUGAGGGCAAAAGACAAAACAAACAAACAAACAAACACUCCCAUGUCUCCUUUCUGGCCUUCAAUAGGAAGCAGGACUUUCUGUGCAGCUCAGGGAGACGCUAAGCUGAAAGGCAGCGCUCAGGCCCCAACCAACCAAUAAAGAACAGAAUGAGUUUGUCUCCA